GUUGUUUCAGCUCAAGAAAUCUUUUCUAAAAGAAAAAAUAAAGUUAUUGAAUAGGUUAACUGUUUUGCCUUUGGACAGAUCUGGAAUCACUACCAAAUAUUCUACAAAAGAAGUAUGCAUUGAUCCGUGAUCUGGACAAAAGUUUGCAAGGUAUCCUAAUUUUUCUUCAUCAUGAAUGUUCUCCUUGUCCUACUUGCUUCUGUUCCGGUGGCCACCAAAAAUGUAGUAGAUACACACAUACAACAGCUUGAUCAAUAUUUGAAAAGAUUUGAUGAGGAGCUCCGGCGUGAAAGAGAGAAUGCUGCUGCUACUGCUGUUUUGCCUACUACAAGUCUUGAUGGCAGUGUGAAAUCUGGAAGUAGUGAAGGUGGAAGGGGAGGGCGUAAGGUGGAAGGGGAGGGCGUAAAAAGCAUCCACUCAUCCUAGAUAUCCUUAUUGAUGCAGGAGCAUAGGGCUCUUUUUAACGAUUAGUUUUAGGGCUGUUUGUUUUGCAUUAAGUUUGAGUUUUAUUUGGAGUCUAAGUUUAAUUUUAGGAAAGUCAUUUUUAAUCAGGAUUAGAAUUAGUAGCUUAUUAGGAGUUCAUAGUUUGUUAGAAGUUCAAAUUAGAAUUGAAUUAGGAUUCUUAGCUCUUGUUGUAUAUAUAGUUAUUCUUCUUAGGUUUCAAGUACAGUUUUUGUUAUGAAAUUUUAGUUUGAGAAUAAGCUUGGGGUUGAAAACCUAAAUUUUCUUGGUUCCAUCUUUAAUUUUACGGAGUUCUUAGUUUCUGUUUGUUCUACUCCUACCUUCCCAUUUGGUUUCCUUAUAGAUUGCUUAAACUUGUUUUUGUUAGCUGUUAUUGUGCUAUUGAUUCUUGCUUUUGCCUUCCUGAGGAAGUCAUUUUCUCUACUGCUUGUGCAAGUUGUCUGAGAUCAACCCAGAAUUGAACCGACCUGAAGUGGAUGAAGUGAUUUUGU
Molecule: messenger RNA, 953 nt
Organism: Rubroshorea leprosula
Lineage: Eukaryota; Viridiplantae; Streptophyta; Magnoliopsida; Malvales; Dipterocarpaceae
Source: the annotation of a GenBank genome assembly